Opisthocomus hoazin is the source of this 847-nucleotide messenger RNA. NCBI's taxonomy places the organism in Eukaryota, Metazoa, Chordata, Aves, Opisthocomiformes, Opisthocomidae. The record is from RefSeq and is a predicted model, not a curated record.
CGAGGACCCGUGGCGGGCGGCGAAGAUGAUCAAGGGGUACAUGCAGCAGCACAACAUCCCGCAGCGGGAGGUGGUGGACGUCACCGGCCUCAACCAGUCGCACCUCUCCCAGCACCUCAACAAGGGCACCCCGAUGAAGACGCAGAAGAGAGCCGCCCUCUACACGUGGUACGUCCGCAAGCAGCGGGAGAUCCUCCGGCGUAACGAGGACCCGUGGCGGGCGGCGAAGAUGAUCAAGGGGUACAUGCAGCAGCACAACAUCCCGCAGCGGGAGGUGGUGGACGUCACCGGCCUCAACCAGUCGCACCUCUCCCAGCACCUCAACAAGGGCACCCCGAUGAAGACGCAGAAGAGAGCCGCCCUCUACACGUGGUACGUCCGCAAGCAGCGGGAGAUCCUCCGGCGUAAGGCCGAGUGUCUGCAGCGAGGGGUGUCUCCCUCCAAGGCGCACGGGCUCGGCUCCAACCUGGUGACGGAGGGCCGCGUCUACAACUGGUUUGCCAACAUCUCCGUUUCGGGGGGCGGGCUGCCCCCGGUGAGCACCCUGACCAACAUCCACAGCUUGUCCCACCACAACCCGCAGCAGUCCCAGAACCUCAUCAUGACGCCGCUCUCGGGAGUCAUGGCCAUCGCACAGAUGUACGCGCACAAACAGGAGCCUCCCCAGUAUUCCCACACCUCCCGCUUCCCCUCGGCGAUGGUGGUGACGGAUACCAGCAGCAUCAGCACGCUGACCAAUAUGUCUUCCAGUAAGCAGCUACCCCAGACAAAAACUGGAAGCGCAAAGCUGGAAGAGGACGGGAGGCAUGAAGGCUGCUUGGUCCCUUUCGUGCAGACUCGGAAGUGA